Messenger RNA from Schistocerca serialis cubense, 7131 nucleotides. Its product is annotated as DNA fragmentation factor subunit alpha-like. Gene Ontology annotation, biological process: apoptotic process; regulation of apoptotic process. The transcript is spliced from 6 exons. The coding region runs from base 167 to 778 and encodes 203 amino acids. The record is from RefSeq and is a predicted model, not a curated record. NCBI's taxonomy places the organism in Eukaryota, Metazoa, Arthropoda, Insecta, Orthoptera, Acrididae.
CUAACAUCGGUGUAUUUACUACCAAAGAUUACCAUUGCUUAAUGUGACUGUGACAUUUAAAUAGGCGUGUCUGUUGAUACCUAGUUAGACGGGUUGCCUGUGUAGCCGGAUUACUUUUCUGUGCUAAUGUAUUUCUGAAAGUAUUCCAUAAGCUGGCAUACCACCAAUGGAAAAGAGCACCGAAGAAUCGCAGUCAGUUAAAGGGAUACCCCUUAAAGUUGUUGACUUAGCUCGUGAAUGUAAAAAAGGUGUCGUAGCCUCGACUCUGCAGGAAUUAAUAAGUCGAGCUCGUGGAAAACUUGGUGUCCCUGACAAUGUUCCAGUCAAAAUUGUGUUGGAACAAGAUGGAACAGAAGUUGAUGACGAUGAGUACUUCAGUACAGUGGAAAAGAAUACUGUUGUAAUGCUACUGAAGAAUGAUGAAAAAUGGUUACCACCUGGAAAAUUCCACAGAGUAAGACGAAUCUCAGAUGAAACAGAUGGACCAAGGUUUGGCCCUAAGGACAAGGAACUUAGUAGUUUGGUCGAUAGACUGCAAGGAGAUCUGACUCACAUUUCGAUGUUAGGUGGCAGAGAAUUGGAGCUGUUGAGUAACAUGGAUCCUGAAAGUCUGAUAGACAUUUUUCCUGAAAGUGAAAUAUUUUUGGUGCAACUGAAGGAAGCAAGUGGAAGAUUCUUAUCAGAGAAACGGCAAGCUCAAGAGGCCCUAGAAUUGCUCAAAUUGUAUCGUGGAGGGCAGCAGGAGGAAGUGGUACAAGUCAAGAAAGAAAAAGUGUAAGAUUGUUCUAUCCUGCAUGGAAUAUUUAUCAGCCACUCCCACAGCAGUAGCUAUAAAGUUAUUGUCUGCUUUAUUGUUCUCUAACAUAUCAGUGUCUUGAAUUAAAAUUAAGAUAUUUCUUGUUUUCCAAAUUAAGUUAUAGAUGUAAUGGUAUGUGCAUGUCUAACAUAAGACUAUUAGUUUAAAUUAAUAAUUGUAAUUUAUCUGCAAAUUUAGGAUUGCUGUGCAGUAUGUCCAGAGUAGUAUUGAGAUUUGUUGUAUAACUGUGCAACAAUAGGAAAAAAAAUUAAAACACAACCUGACCGCACACUGCCAGAAACCUGUAACAGAUACAAAGUUCAUGGAUUUGCACAAUAUUUGAUAUUGACAGGAUUUCCCCACUAGCUGGAUACGCUCUGUGUCUUUGUUCAUUGUUAAUAUCAUCAGUAGUAGUGAAUGCUCAGGUAAAAUGCAUUGUAUGCAAUUAUAUUGUUAGGAUUUUACAAUCUGAAUCUGAAUUUUUAAUCUUUAAUACAAGCAUUAAGGAAAGUUCUUUGAUGGUUGGGAGUUUUAAUAUGGUCAGAUAACUGCAGAAUGAAAAUUAGCAUAAAAUUUGUGACAUGAUAUUGCUCUGGUGGAAAGUAUUUUUAUUGGUAAGGAGUUGCUGUUAAUGAUUUUUUGAGUAGGCAACAGAUAAUGAUGAUAUGUAUAUCUUUGGGUCUGUAUUUGAUGUAAUAAAAUAGUGAAAAGGAAGAAAACCAAAAGAUUUCCAAAGUCUGCAAUAUUAAUUUCUGUUGACAGCAUAGAAAAUUUUCCUGAAUGGCCAGGUGUUAUAUGUGCUGUGACAGAUAUUGUACAGAUCAUUCAGUAAAUGACUAGAGAUUUUUAUCACAAACAUUUAUUAUGCGGAUACAAAAGGCUUAUGGUAACAAAUUUACAAUCAUAGUUUUAACUGAAAUGAAGAAAGACUGAAAAAGGCUCAUUUUUAAAAGUAAUUCGUUCAUAACUAAGGCAACUAGUGAAAAUACAUUGACUUUAAAAGCUGUGAACUGAACUAUUAGCUUCUACCUAUUCAGACAGCUCAAUUAAAUUUAAACUUAACACAUGAUCUAUAAAGUAAUUCAGGUUUCUAUUUUACUUUAAUCACUCAUUGUAUAAAAUUAUUAACUAAUUGAAGCUCAUUUCUCAUAUACCACAGUGUGUAAAAUACUAUUGUUGAUUUGAACACUUACGCUCACAAAACUGGAGUUAUAAACAAAUUCAAAUACUGCAAGACUGACUGACAUUGAGGAUAGUAAACAGUUCAUUGCUCAAAUCUCAAUAAACUUACGGAUCUACUUUUAUACAAAUGUGAACGUAAUUUUGGCCUUUGAAAAGUAUUUCAUAACAUCAUUGUUCAUAAGACCUGUAGUAGUUGCAUCACUGUGAAUGAAUGGAGUGAUAUGCAGUUUUAUGAUAAGGAUAGUUACAGGAAUUGUAGUUAUGGAGAAAAUGACGUAGAGAUGUAUAUUUUAGAAUACUGUUAAGCACAAUGUUGUGAAAUGAUUCAUCUUGGCUGAAUCCAAUUUACUUGUUCUGAUUGAAUCAUUGAAACAGUAGUUAGAAGGGGACAAUACAUUUGAAAAUACUUUAUGGUGCCUGGAGUAGGGAAAAGAAAUUAUGAAUGGUUUGGAAGAGUAGCUAUUUUGUGAGAUCCAUACCUUUUUCUGCAUUUAAUGGAAUGUGUGUACUAAAGCUGCUAGGAUAAGAGGUAGCUUUCUCCUUCUCCAUAGCUCCUUUGUGCAAUUUAUUAAUUGUGCAUCUUUCUGAAAAUGAAAUAUGCCGUGCAUAAUAAGUAAGGCAUAUAUAAGUUACAUCUCAUUACCACUGCCAAACUUAAAUUCACUUUUCAACUUCAGAUUAUUUAUUUUGUAAACUUAAAUGCACUUUAUAAGAUGGGGUAACAUGCUCUUAACUGGAUGCCUCUUUAUGUGAAAGUACUAAAAGUGGCAUUCAAAAAUAGUAUCUAAACAUAUUUUCCUUUAUCCUUGGAAUAUUUAGUUUUCUGGCCAAAAGCGUAAAGUAUAUAAUUCCAGGGGUGACAGCAAUUUUUCUUUUUUCCAAAAACAUUGAUGGUUUUUUCUGGAAGUACUGUGAAUUGCUCUAAAUGCCUUCUAAAACAGUGAUACAAAUAGUAUAUUACAUGUUAAACCAUAAGCAGAAAACUAGAUUAGAAAUAAUAUAAAAUGAUAUAUGAAAAUUGGUUUAUACUGGAACAUAUAGAUAUGUAUACACAUUUAGCUUCAUGCUAACAAUUAUGGAAAUAGCUUGAAGAAUAUGGACCUAUGUAUAAUGACUGCACUGCUAUUUGGCAAAAUGAAGUGGAAAAAUAGUUGCUCAGAGAACUGAAAGGAAAUGGAUAAUCGGUAGAUUAAAUAUUUCUGUUACUGCCUGCCCUGAAGUUAAUAUUGAUAAAAAUGCUGUUGAUGUGAUGUGUCUAACACAGUUACAGAUGCACAUUAGAAAUAUAUAGUUAGGUGCUGUAAUAAAGGGUACCUCUAUACCUGUUCUGUAAGUGGUAAUAAUUUGGUUUGUUCUAUUUUUCAUCAAGACUUAGUUAUUUAUACUUUAUUGUAGCCGCAUUCUAAAAGUGACUGAGCUAUAACAUGGAAGAAUGCAUAUGGUUGCAUCCACAGUUUGUCUAAUGGCUCUCCAUUAAUUUAAAUCACAACCCCGGAGUAACUUGCCUGUGGUUUAUGCAAAAUUUAAAACACUUGUAGUUUGAUAAAUCUCACCCCCUCCUUUCCCCUCUUUGCCACCACUACCACCCCCACCACCACCACCACCACCACCACCACCACCACCACCACCCACAUUAAUAUACACCUUCUAUUUUAUUAUUUGUUGUGUAUGUCCUCCUCCUCCAACUCUUCCUCUUUCCCAUCAUUGUUGUAUCUCCUGCAAUGAAAUUUGUGACAGCAUAUUUUUUGUAAUUGCAGAAGGUCCGUGAGUGUUGGUGAAAUAUAUUUUCUGAGAAGAUACAUGGCCAAAUAAAAUUUUAAUGAUAAAUUAGCUGCAUUUAUACCACAUUGCCAGAAACUUCACUGAAAACAGGUUAUUUAAGUUUUACUUUUCUUGUAAGAAAUAUGCAUGGUGAAUUUCCUGAUGAAAUUGAACAAUUUCGAAUAGUAAUUGGGUACCAGAUCAUUCACUAUCAAUAUGAAGUGUUGAGUGGUUGAUGGUCAUCUGAAAGGGUCAUGAAACAGUAUUCAAGUAGAAGAGAAAGUGUCAUAAAAAAGACAAGAUAGAUAAAAAUAUUGGUGAAAGGCAAAAAUAACAGUAACAAGGAAACAUCAGAAAAGUUUGGAGGCAAAAGAGUGUACAGUAUGACAGGAAAGUUACCUACCCUCCAAGCACUUUUCUUGUCACCUAGCUUGCAAUUCUGCCCCUUUUUUUCUUAGGGUGUUUCCUGCACAGCAAUUGAAAUUUCUCUGUUCCCUUCCCUCUCCUCACCCUAUGCACUUGUGAAUGUGUACAGGCAUCCUUACCAAUCCUAAAAAGAAGUUUGGAAGCAUUACUGAUCAUUCCUCCUCCUCCUCCUCCUCCUCCUCCUCUUUCUCCUCUUGGCAUGCCUGUCUGCCACUCAGCACUUUGUCCCAAAGAUCACUAGUGGACUGUCCUCUCAUUCACUGUUUUAUUCAUAAAAAAAGCUUUAAAAAUGACUGAAAUGGUAGAAAUAGAAAAUAUGUGGGCAAGUCAUCCAGAAGUCAUACUAUUUAAUUGUUUCAUUACAAUGAGGAAUAUCAUGAGAAGAUGCAUUCUUUAACAAUGAUUGACCAUGGGGGACUGUGUAAGUAUGUGGGAAAACAGUUCUAAAUGUUGUGAACUGUACUAUGUUCUGUAUGCCGCCUGCUCUUGUCAAGUAAUUGUGCUUGAAAUAUAAACAAAUUUUUUAAACAUCCAAAUAGUAUUUGGCUCAAAGAAGGUGGCCUAUCCAAAGGAAAGGUACACUUUCAUGUGCAGUAAUUGAUCAUGGGAUCAUAUGAAAAACGAUGUAAGUGAAGUACCGUCAUUACCUCUUGGCUGUUAUCAGAUAAUUUCAAUCGUUUGUAGUUAGAUUCUAAACUGUGAACAAUUCUGAAAGAAAGUAAGGUUUUUAGGGCAACACCUUAAGAAUUUACACGGGACAUUCGUAGCAUUUUAUGGAUAGAAAUAAACAAAAGAAUUUUUUGGCACUUCAGUUCACUUUGUUUAUAUUUUACUUCCCAUAAAAGGUUAGUUAAUAAGUAUUCUUAGCUCAGUGACAUGGAACAUUGUCAUCUAGAAACUUGCUAUCAGUGGUAGGACAUACAAAUCACCAAAAUGUUGAAUGUAAUGACUUCAGUAUUGAUUCAGUUUCACCAGCAGUCUUUAACCAUAAGUGGAAUCCAUCCUGUACCACUUUGGAGAAUCAGUAUAUUGCAAGGUGCAGUGGAGACAAUUUGGGAGUGCACCAUGUAUAUUGCUCAUUGGUGAAUAUACUUGAGUUUAUGAAGGGGUGCAUGAGGUGAUAUAGAAGUUUGUAAUCAAACUCUGAUAAGUGUCAUUGUGUAGACAUAAUCUUAUUAGGAGGCAUUUCAGAAAAUAUGCAAAGAUCAUGUGAAAUAACUGUUAUGCUCUGUUUAUGUAUACAGCUUUCAUGUUAUUCCAGUGGCUCUUGACUAUUAUAGUUGACUAUUAUUUCUGACUCAUGAUUUUAUACAUUUGGCUCUGUAAAGAAACUGAAGUCGAAGGCAAAAAGGUAAAUGUGUUAGACUUUUUUGUUGAAACUAAAAGAAAACCUCACUAUAAGAAAUGUUUUUCCAUGUCUUGUUUUGAAAGAUAUUAGCUGUCUGAAAUGAGACAGUUUCUUUGUUUCUUACAUCAAGUCACUACUCCCUUACCUUUUUCAAACUUGAUAUGUUCUCAGUGUUACAUUUUAUUCAUCUUUCUUACAUUUAUGCAUUUUGCCUGGUUCUAAGUGAAACUUACUAAAUGAUUAACAGUACUAAUUUUAAAUACUGUUGAGCAAUUAGUGUAAAUAUGUAAAGAAUUAAAUACAAUACCUAUUGCUUGGGUGUUAUAUGAAAGGUAAUGCUGUCAUGUAACAUUUUACUGUAUGCUACUUCUCAUUGGAAUUGUAGUGUGUGAAAGAUGGCUUUCUUAAAAAUAUUUUGUGUCCAUAUCCAAAAUUCAUUCAAGUAUUGUAUACCAAAACACACAGAAAAUGUAUUUGUUCAACAUAAGAAACAAUUAUUUCCGAGCAGGUAUGAAUAUAGAAAUUAAAAGUGUGGUGGGAGCUUAGGUGCAGAGAGAGUCUCAGAGGAAAACUAAUUGGGAGUUAUUUGAAAAUCAAUAAUAUUUUUUGCAACAUGGACAAACUAUUGUUGUUCACAUAGGAAAAUGGAUCAGCUUUCUGUUUGCAUUUUCAUCUUGUAAAGGCAGUAUACUUAAAACAUUGCAAAAUCAUAACUAUUAAACUUUUAUAGUACAAUGUCAUGACGGCAGAAGAUAAACAGCAGUUUGGAAGAAUAUUUGCUGAGUAUAACUGGAGCAAACAAUGAUCAAUAAUUGUAUUCUGUGACAAAAUUUUGAUACGAGCAGUGAAAUUGUGUUUCUUGGUUUGUCAUAAGUAUUGCCAUAGAAUACACUGGAGAGUUUGUUAUGCAGGUUAAACUUAAAGCUACAGUGGCACUAUGUCAGCUUUAUGUGGGAAGAACAAUUUUCAAGGUUUCAGUGUAUGACUUUAUUUUUGAAAGAAAACUUACCUGUUCAGCGGGAUAUCAUUGCAUUAUGAUGUCAAUAUCAAAGUAAUGUCUGACAUGUUUCUUGAAUUCAGAAUAACAACAUACUCCAUAAUCUGGCAAAAACCGUCAUAGCAGUUUAUCAAAACCUCCGCCUCUCAAGGAGAACCAUAAGUUUGUAUGUAUUUAUGUAUGUAUUUAUUUAUUUAUUCACACACAAAAAAAUUCAAUUUUGGGUCACUCCUAUAAACACACAUUUUGUGAUUGUUUAUUUGUAAUCUAUCUCGUACAUAAUUCUUGUAAGCUACAUUAUCUCUAAAACAUAUUUGAAAUAUACUCUUUGUUGUGCAUGCAGCAUGUCAUAAGUUGCAAUUUUAAAAACUGAUUGUAUUAAUAUAUGUACAGUGAAAAACAUGUAAUAUUUGUAUCACCUUCAUUAUUGGAAAGAACAUUGUAAUGUUCUAAUAUUGAGUGCAUUAGAAAUAUUCUUUCAGAGUGUAUCAUGUUACUGUAACCUCUAAAUUGUAAGAGUGGCUAAUGUCAGGAGCACCUAUACUAGAGCUAUUGGAUGUAAACUUUAUAAUACCUCUGAUUAAAUACUGUUUGUUUUGUACAUUAAAAUGUUGUCACUGA